AUGAAGAUUUAAAAAAAUAAAAUCUUAUCAAUAUAUCUUUUCAUAAAUCUAAUUUAUUAAACUAACUAAUAAUAAAAUAUCAUUUAAUCUGAUAAGGUAUUUAUAAAAUUUGAAUAAUAAGUAUGGGAGAGUUCUUCAAUAGGAUCAGGUCAAUCUAAAAAUUUUGAUUUUGACUUUUCUACUGCCAAAUUUAAGAAUAACCCUAGAAUUGUUUAUGCUUUGACUAUAUAUAAUUCCGAUCAUAGUAGCUAAUAAGGUUUUAAGCUAUAAACUAAUUCUAUUACAUAAACAAAAUUAAAUUAUGAAUUAAAAUCUUUAGGAUGCGAAUUAUUUUAAUUACAUUUUAACAUUCUUGCAUUUGAUGAUCCAAAUAUUGAUGUAUAAUAAAAAGAACUAUCUUCGGGAGAAAAUAUAACUAUUACUGGAACAUAAGAUAUUGAAUAAAUUGCUGCUUUUAUUUAUGGCUUUAAAGGAAGUAGUGGUAAUAAUUUGAAAUUAAAGUAUACUUUAACAAAAGUUGAUAGCAAAAACUAUAAAAUUUCUUUUAAUAAUUUAAAUAUUUAAAAGGUUAAUCUAAAUUUUGUUAUUAUUUACAAAAACUUAUCUUAAGAAGGUAUUUUCUAAUAAUUAUAUUCUUACGAUAUGAACUUUGAUACUUAAGGCAAGAUUCUUGGCGGAGAUAAUUAAAUUCCAUGGUAAACACCUACAUUUAUCAACUCUUCUCCAAUUUUUUUUGGGUUGAAAGAUUUUGAUAUUUCUUCUGGAUGUAAAGGAAUAAUGUGUUCUGACGCAUUUGGCAUAAAAAUUUAGUCAGGAUAAACUCCUGAGGCACAAAAUAAAACAGUAAAAUUAAAUUAUUUUACUUGGGAUGGCUAUAAAGUGAAUUUAAUAAAUGGUGUAUGGAUGGGUUUUGCUCUGACUACAUGCUAAGCAAGAUAUACGAUGUUUUUAAACUCUACUUAUAAUAGCUGUGUUUAAUCUUGUAAUAGUGUGGAUCAUCACUACAAUACUAAUCCUUUAAAUAUUAUAACUUUGUAUUCAGCAACUCUAGUUAUAUGCUAAUAAUGCGAUGAAAAUUGUUAUGGAUGUAUUGAUGGUUCUCCAAAACAUUGUACAGACUGCUACAAUAAUUAAUAUUUGAACCCUAACACAAAUACUUGUGAGAAAGCAUAACCUAGUAGUACAUACUGCUCAACUUAAUCUGUUAGUGGAUAAACAUAUUUAAAUUGCUAAAAAUGUGAUCCAACAUGCAAAGAAUGCAGUGCUCCAAAUAACUCAAAAUCUUGCACUUCAUGUAAUUCAAACUCAUCAAAUAAAUAUUUUUAUUAAAAUUAAUGUUUGGUUUGGCAGCCUCCUUCAACAUAUUGUGAUAGUAAUUUGAAUUGUUAUGAUUGUGAUUCUAACUGUGAAUCUUGCUUAAAUUUUAGUUACAACUGUUAAAGCUGUAAAUCAAGUAGUUUUUAGUAUCAAAAUACAUGCUUGGCAUAAAUUUGUACAUAAUAAAAUUAGUAUUAUAAUCCUUUUACUAAUUCUUGUUAAGCAACUUAACCUUCAAAAACUUUUUGUUCUGAAAUAAAUUUGUAAGGUUAAACAUUUUUUUAUUGCUAGAAAUGUGAUCUCACUUGCGAAAAAUGUAGUGCACCUAAUAGUGCUAGCUAAUGCACUUCUUGUGAUAUAACUUCUGGAAAUAAAUACUUUUAUAAUAAUCAAUGCUUAGAGUAAUAACCUGAAUCAACUUACUGCGAUGAUAAUUUGAUAUGUUAAAAAUGUGAUUUAAAUUGCUCUUCGUGUUCUAUGUCUAGUAGUAAUUGCCACAGUUGUAUAACAAACAAAUAUUUAUAUGUUAACUAAUGCUUAGAUGUAGUAUGUGACAAUAAUUAAUAUUUAAAUAGCAUAACAAAGUCAUGUAGCUAAACUAAGCCUUCUGGUACAUAUUGUAUUCCUGUUACUUAAAAUGGAAAUAAUUUUGAAUUUUGCUAAAAAUGUGACCCUAAUUGUUUGGAAUGUAAUCCGCCUGGCGAUUAAAAAUCAUGUAUUUCUUGUGACAUAAGAAAUUAAAAUAAAUACUAUUAUAAAAACUAAUGCAUAAAUUCUUAGCCGGCUUCAACUUUUUGUGAUGAAAAAUUUUAAUGUUUUGAUUGCGAUUAAAACUGUGUUUCUUGUUCUAAUAAUAGUAAAAACUGUUAAAGCUGUAAAAGCAAUAUCUACUUCUACGAGAAUAAAUGUUUAGAAAGCCCUCUAUCUGGAACAUAUUGCACAGGCUAUAGUAAUUGCAGUAAAUGUGAUGCAUAAUGUAAGACUUGUGAGUAGACUUCUAAUAAUUGCACAAGUUGUCAAGAUUAGUAUUAUUUAUAUAAAAAUUCUUGCUAAUCUCAAAAACCUUAAGGGGUUUUUUGUGAAUUAAAUUAAAAUUACUAUGUUUGUUCAGCUUGUGCUAAUCUUAAUUGCUAAGAAUGCUUAAAAGCUGAGCCUUCUAAAUGUAUUUCUUGCCCAUAAAAUUAUUACUUUUAUAAAGAUGAUUGUUUUCAAAAGUAAAUUGACUCAAAAUAUUGUGAAGAUAAUAAAUGUUAUGAUUGUGAUCCUUCAUGCAGUUCAUGCAAUGAACCAUCUAAUAAUAACUGUACUUAUUGCAAGUCUCUUUUAAAUAGAAGCAUAGUCGGUAAUAUAUGCGCAUGCAAUGAAGGAUAUUAUGAAGAUAGUUCAAAGAUUUGCUAAAAAUGUUUUCCAUCAUGCCUAACAUGCAAUGGACCGUUAAGCACACAAUGUUUAAGCUGUAAAAAUUACAUAUACUAAAACACUUGCUAUGACACUCCUCCUCCUGGUACUUAUUGUGAUUCUACAACAAAAUAAUAAAAAUGCAUUGCAUGUAUCCAGCCGAAUUGCUCUUAAUGUAAUAAAAAUGGUUGUAUCAAUUGCUAAAGUGGAUUUAGAAUUAAUGAUUUCGGAGAAUGUGUUUAUUGUGAUAAUAAAAUGUAUGCCAAUUAAGCAGGUAUUUGUAACAUACCAUGCAAGGAAGGUUGUAAAAUAUGCACAUCCUAGGAUAACUGUAUUAAGUUAGAUGAUACCUAUAAAAAUUGUGAUGUAAGUUGCCAAACUUGUACAGGUCCAAGUGCAUCAUAAUGUGCUUCUUGCUCCUCUAAUACUAGAUUAUUCGAUACAACAAAUAAAACUUGUAUGUGUAUUACUAACUUUGAAGAGACUGGAUAGACUGACUGUUAGUAUAUUUACUAGGUCCCAAAAUCUAUUGUGAAUGCAUAAUCAACAAUUGGCGUAGCUCAAUUUUCAAUUUUGGCUAUAACAACACUGACAAAUUCUAUUCCUGGAAUUUCUUACUCUCUUGGUUUGAUGUAAUUAUUAGGAAACUUCUAUAUAAGGCAAGAUUAAACCUAUUAAUCUUAGACAUCAGUAUUAAGCUCAUAUACAAAAUAUAACUUAAAUUCACUUUUUUAGUAGAAAAUAUUAUAUCCAUCUCAUAAUACCAAUCAAAAAGUUCAUAGAGUUUUAGAAUAAAAUUCAACAUUAUCACAAUUAGUUUUAUUUUAAUAAUUUAUCUGGUUGCUUAAGCAUUACACUAAUACCAAAUAAGAACAAAAGAACGUUUUAAGUACAUGA
Molecule: messenger RNA, 3612 nt
Organism: Tetrahymena thermophila SB210
Lineage: Eukaryota; Ciliophora; Oligohymenophorea; Hymenostomatida; Tetrahymenidae
Product: H-type lectin domain protein
Exons: 3
Biological process (GO): cell adhesion
Molecular function (GO): carbohydrate binding
Source: RefSeq, a predicted model, not a curated record